Molecule: messenger RNA, 420 nt
Organism: Myotis davidii
Lineage: Eukaryota; Metazoa; Chordata; Mammalia; Chiroptera; Vespertilionidae
Gene: MRPL17
Product: mitochondrial ribosomal protein L17
Exons: 3
Biological process (GO): translation
Cellular component (GO): mitochondrial large ribosomal subunit; ribosome
Molecular function (GO): structural constituent of ribosome
Source: RefSeq, a predicted model, not a curated record
GUCCUCUCAAACCCGCCCCUUCGCGCAGUUCCCCAUGUGUUUCCAGUUCCGGCUCCGGGGGGUUAGGGAGCGGGUAAGAUGCGGUUGUCGGUCGCCGCCGCCAUCUCCCAUGGCCGCGUGUACCGCCGCCUGGGCCUUGGUCCCGAGUCCCGCAUCCACCUGUUGCGGAACUUGCUGACCGGACUAGUGCGGCACGAACGCAUCCAGGCGUCCUGGGCGCGCGUGGGCGAGAUGAGGGGUUACGCCGAGAAGCUCAUCGACUAUGGGAAGCUGGGCGACACCAACGAAAGAGCCAUGCGCAUGGCUGACUUCUGGCUGACAGAGAAGGACUUGAUCCCAAAGCUGUUUCAAGUGCUGGCCCCUCGGUACCAAGGUCAGAACGGGGGCUACACGAGAAUGCUGCAGAUCCCAAAUCGGAAU